AUGUCUAAUAGAGAACAGCACAAUACCUCCGAUUUCAGCGCACAAGGUUUAACCAUCCUUUUAAAAAGUCAGAAGGAAUGGAAAAGGCGUCCCCUCGCCAGCAACAGGCAGGCACUCAGCUCAGCUCAGUGGAACCAGGAGAGCGUAAUCGACUGCACACACCCAACCCCGCGGGCCGACCAGUCAACUACGGCAGUCGCCCGCUCCCGGCAGCCGCAGAGGCCAGCCGACGACUUCGGCGGCCCUCAGUCCGAGGGAGGCCCUAGCCCAAGGAGCGCUGAGAAAGCAGCCAGCGCCAGGCCGGCCUGUAUCCGCCCUGGCCGUCUAGCCCUCUCCCUAACGCCGUCACACGCCCCCGAAUCCACGGGGGCAACGACUCACCCAGCCCCUCAAGGCCGGGGAAGCCCAGGGCAACGGGGGGCGGUGCCACCCCAGAGAGCAAGGCAAGGGCGGCAGCUAAGGCAGGUUUCCAGCUCCUGGACCCUCCUCCUUCAGCCAGCGGCUGCGAACACCAGGGCUCCUCCGGAGUCGGUGCCGCUGCUUCGCGGCUUCGCUGCUCCGCUCCCCGGCUCCUGUGAAACUUUGCCGGGUACCUCAGAGAAAAGCAGGAGCCACCACUGUCCAGUCCAGAGACAGCCGUCAGCGACCCGGAUGGAGCGGGCGGGGAAGGACAGGAGGAGAAAAAUGUCGAAAAAUCAAGUUGGAGUUUGCGAAGGCGAGUUGGGGUGUUUGCCGUGUCUUGUAACAACGCUUCUGCGCUCAGAAGGGUCUUUUAGUGAAGAAAAUCUCUUCGUGUGCUGGUUUGGUUGUUUUUCUGCUCCUAGGUUCCAGUCUAUUAUUUCAUUCUACCUUUUACCAAGGAGAAUUUGAAGUAUCCGAUAAACAUCACAUACACCCAAAAAA
Messenger RNA from Suricata suricatta (meerkat), 903 nucleotides. RefSeq lists its product as uncharacterized. The transcript is spliced from 5 exons. Bases 1 to 870 code for a protein of 289 amino acids. The record is from RefSeq and is a predicted model, not a curated record. NCBI's taxonomy places the organism in Eukaryota, Metazoa, Chordata, Mammalia, Carnivora, Herpestidae.